AGCAGUUAGCAUCUCGCUCUGAACUGACCGGCAGCAAACUUACAUAACUUUCACGCAGAUAAUAAGAGACGCUAUCUUUAAGGAUUGCCACAUGGAUUCUCCUCGGCAAACGAAGAAUCUGGGUCGAGAGCCAAAGCGCAGCCAGAAUCAGUCGAGCACUCCUCCUCAGAAAGACGCCUAUGCCAGGCUCCUCAGCCAGCACUGCAGCAGCAAGUUCAGUCAGUAUCUGGAGCAAUAUGCAAAGGACACAGCUUUUCAAAGGGAAGGAAAUGGGCCAAGCACACUUUUCAAAGCCCAAAGUGACAGGCAGAACAUACCACAGCGAAAAAGGGACCAGGUGCCAUAUGAUUUCUCUGAUUCGAGUGACUUCUCCCCCUCCUCCAUGAAAAGCAGAGGAGAGGAGAGUUCUCUGUCUUUGUACAUGGAGAAACUAAGCAACCGCAGCGCCCAGCAGGACUGCGAGAGGAAGCAGGGUGUGUCUGACAGACAGCGAUGGGGACAGAGGAGGGACACGGCCACCAGCCACGAUGGGGACGUCGAGUCCGGCGAGGAGCUCAGCUCUUUCAAACCCGAUGAUUCAAAGAAACACCAGAAGCAGCAGAAGAAAAACAAGGACUUAAAAGAGACUGACUCAUUUGUUGGAUGUCCCCAGUCCCCGAAGAAAGCAGGCACAGUUGGACAGGAGCAAGACAAGAUGAAGAAGUCAAAGAAAAAAAACAUGCCAAAGCAGCCAGAGGAGGAGAAAGGCAGAGAACGGUUUGACACUCAGAUGUCAAGGCCAAAGUCCCCUCAUGAUAAAGACAAAAAACUGCAGCAGCCCAGAGCUUCAAGUGCCAAUUCACCUGCUGACAAGAAGAACAAAGGAGGCAGGGGAUCAAAGAAACUAGUGUUUGAAUCCUACAUGACAUUUGAGGAGGUUUCGCAGGGCGUUAAAAGAGGAGAACUCAUUCAGGGACCCUUACGAAUCAACCCAAAGAAAUACCAUGAGGCUUUUGUCCCCUCUCCUGAUGACACACGGGAUAUAUUUCUUGAUGGGAUCGUAGCUCGCAACAGAGCACUCAAUGCAGACAUUGUUGUGGUGCAAAUCCUCCCCCGGGAGCAGUGGAAGGUUGUGAAGUCAGAUACUGACUGUGAGGGCGCCAGCGAGUCAGAGACCCAGAAGGAAAACACGGUGCGAACGGCGCAGAAAAAGACGGCACGAACGCCAAGGCCUGAUGUUGUUGUGGAGGACCAGUGCAGCGACCAGGAGGAACUCAUCCGAAAAGUGCAGAGCACCAACAUCACUGACACAGAGGACCCCUCAACGCCGCGGGCCAACGACGAAAUACUCCAGAAGACUGCGAAAGUGGUGUACAUUGUUGAAAAGAAACACUCCAGAGCCGUGACGGGCUUCCUAAAGUUCCUACCAGAUAAACCUUUUGCCAUGUUCUCCCCUGUCGACCACCGGGUGCCACGGAUCAACGUCUUCCUCGCUGACUGUCCCCAAGACUUUCGUUCCCGCCCGGGCGACUACGCCAACACCUUGUUCAUAUGUCGGAUUACCAACUGGGCCGCCGACAGCAACUUUGCAGAAGGUAAACUCGCAAAGACGCUGGGCCAGGCUGGAGAAAUCGAGCCGGAGACGGAGGGCAUCCUGACCGAGUAUGACGUCGAUUUCUCCGAGUUCUCAGAGGACGUGUUAGACUGCUUACCCAAAAACCUGCCCUGGACCAUCCCGCCUGAGGAGAUGAAGAAGAGGAGGGACCUGAGGAAGGAGUGUAUCUUCACCAUCGACCCUGCAACAGCCAGAGACCUGGACGACGCUCUGUCCUGUAAACAACUCCCAGAUGGUAACUUUGAGGUGGGAGUCCACAUCGCCGAUGUGAGUUACUUUGUGGAGCAGGACAACACUCUGGAUGCCGUCGCCAGUCAAAGAGCGACUAGUGUGUACAUGGUUCAAAAGGUGAUCCCCAUGCUGCCGAGGCUGCUGUGUGAGGAGCUCUGCAGUCUGAAUCCUCUCACCGACAGACUCACUUUCUCUGUCAUUUGGAAAAUAACACCAGAAGGGAAGAUCCUGAGUGAGUGGUUCGGCCGCUCAGUCAUCAGAUCCUGCAUAAAGCUGAGUUACGACCACGCUCAGAGCAUGAUCGAGGCCCCUGAAAAGAUGUUUACCGCUGAGGAGCUUCCGCCCUGCGACCCUGAGCACCCCAUCGAUGAGAUCCAUCAGGCUGUGCUCAACCUGCACUCCAUCGCCAAGAACCUCCGAGCUCAACGCUUCUCGGGAGGAGCCCUCAGACUGGACCAGCUGAAAUUGUCUUUCACUCUGGACAAAGAGUCCAUGAUGCCUCAGGGCUGCUACAUCUACCAGUACAGAGACAGCAACAAGUUGGUGGAGGAGUUCAUGUUGCUAGCCAACAUCGCCACAGCCAACCACAUCUACCGCAAAUUUCCUGAGCUGGCCCUGCUCAGACGCCAUCCUCCACCGAAGGCCAAGAUGGUGGAUGAGCUGCAGGAGCUUUGUGACCAGUUGGGAAUCGACAUAGAUCUCUCCUCUGCAGGAGCGCUGCAUAAGAGUCUCAACACCACUCUGGGCGAUGAUGAGUACACCACUGCCAGAAAAGAAGUCCUCACCCACAUGUGCUCCAGACCCAUGCAGAUGGCGUUGUACUUCUGUACAGGCGUACUGAAGGAGGAGCAUGUCUUUAAGCACUACGCCCUCAAUGUUCCUCUCUACACUCACUUCACUUCACCCAUCAGACGCUACGCUGACAUCAUCGUCCACCGGCUGCUGGCUUCUUCUCUGAAAUGUGGGCCCCAUUUGAGGCUGUCAACACAAGAAGUCGAAAAACAGGCAUCACACUGUAAUGAGAAGAAGACCGUGUCCAAGAGAGUCCAGGAGCUCAGCUCCGAGCUCUUCUUCGGAGUCUUUGUAAAGGAGUGUGGCCCUCUGGACUCUGAGGCCAUGGUGAUGGGCGUGCUGGAUCAGUCCUUUGAUGUGCUGGUUCUCAAAUACGGAGUGCAGAAACGCAUCUACUGCAAGUCUGUCGUGGGCCUGGACUCGUUCCACCAUCGUAAAGUGGGGAAGAAAUCAGAGCUGACUCUCGUCUGGACAUCAGAAGACCCAGAGAAAGCCCCAGUAGAGCAGGUAAUUUCGAUCUUCACGUUAGUGGAGGUGCAGCUCAAAGCGGACGGUGCACCCUUGAAAUACAGUGCGGUGCUCAAGAGGCCUGAGGAUAACGAAUAAUAAACACGUAGAUGUACUGUAAAGCACGCCGACAUUGCACAUUUUCUUUUGUUAAUCGGUAGUUUAGAAGCAGUAUUACUGUGGUAAAGCAAAGGAAUCACUCAUCAGGUCAGAGUCAGAUUUCAAUUUAAUUCAAAAAACUCUUUUUGCUCUUAAAUUAAAGACCCAUGCCAGUGUUUUUCAUGUGAGCCCACUUACUACAAAUUAUCCACACACACAUACAUGACUGCUGCUUAUUCUCUAAAUUAUAUUAUUGUGAUAAAUAUUUCUUAAUUUGCUUUUAAAGGGCCUUUGCAGCCAGCUUUCCUUUGGUUUUUAUUUGUUUCUGUGAUAUAUUGAAGUCCAGAUAGACCUGAAACAUCAAGAUCUAAGGCACAAAGGGCAAGUUCUUCAGUAAUUAAUAGAAACUAGAGGGCCACUCAGCGGGAGAAGACUUCUGUCAACACCAAAUAUCUUAUCUGGCAGUGUCCACAAAAGUAAAAAAUCAUUAGUGUAUCUACCCUGUAAGUUGGAUUCACUCCAAAUAUUAAUGGGUCUUUUUUUGGCUCGUGCUUUACACCAGUUUUAAUAAAAUCAGUUUUAAUGGCCAGUAUUUUAUCGACAAUCCUGCUGACAAAAACCGAAAAGAAAACACGACCUCCUUGGCGUAAAUAAUGGCCAUCUUGAAAGUAGAAAACCUUUAAAAUUGAUACACACUCACAGACCCUGAUGUGAUGAGAUUUCGCUUAAGGGACUGAAAAGAUUUUGGUUGUUGGAUACGAUUAAGACCGGACAACUAUACUUGAGACUAAUGAUCAAAGUAGUCACUGUUUUAUGACUCUCAGGGCUGGGACACACGCUUAAACACUUCUGAAACACUUUUAAAACACAAGUUACUGGCUGUGACUUUAGUGCUUACUUCGUGCCGACGUCAGAGAGAGCGGAGUGCAGAGGUGACAGCUUCACUCACGCUUUAACCGCACUUUCAAUGUGUCUACAUUAUUUAAAAAAAAAUUAUUUGAGGGCGCAAAAAAUGCAGCAUGUGUAGGGGCUCUUACUCACAUUGGGUGAUGUGUAUGAUUUAUAGUAAGUGGUUAAAAACAUUUAAACACAAGUAAAUGAGUGAAUUUUAAAUUGAAUUGUGACCUGAUCUGAUGGUGACAGAACUAAGGCAGCAAUGACUUUUAAUUUGCUGUUGAUUUAUUGGCCUUUAUGAGGACAGUUUUGAUGUGAUAUAACUGUUGUACACAGUCUGAUGCAUGAAAACUGAUUUUCAGUUUAGUUUUAAUUGCUGGUCUCCUGCUUUUGUUUGACGAGAGAGUUUUAUUUGUGUUUGCAAAGCAAUAGAGAAUACCACACUACUGAAGUUUACGCAGCAGGCUAAGGUGGUUUAAAUAGAAGCUGUUAUUGUUUGAGUGAAGCUACAUGGAUGAAACAGUAAAAAUGUAGCAGUAAUAGUAAGAUAAAACCUUUUACUAUAUCUGAUUCAUAAAGCAGGUUUAUUAACCCCUUAUUUAAAAAAAAAACAUGCUUGGGAAAAAGGCAAUGAUUAACUUGGUAAAAAAUGCCCUGCAAAUAAAAAUA
This is a messenger RNA of Plectropomus leopardus (leopard coralgrouper), 4786 nucleotides long. RefSeq names its product DIS3 like 3'-5' exoribonuclease 2 (gene dis3l2). Gene Ontology annotation, molecular function: 3'-5'-RNA exonuclease activity; RNA binding. NCBI's taxonomy places the organism in Eukaryota, Metazoa, Chordata, Actinopteri, Perciformes, Serranidae. Gene Ontology annotation, cellular component: P-body. The record is from RefSeq and is a predicted model, not a curated record. Gene Ontology annotation, biological process: miRNA catabolic process; mRNA catabolic process.